Messenger RNA from Gallus gallus (chicken), 7956 nucleotides. It is a transcript of the gene ZNF536, whose product is annotated as zinc finger protein 536. Gene Ontology annotation, molecular function: DNA-binding transcription factor activity, RNA polymerase II-specific; RNA polymerase II cis-regulatory region sequence-specific DNA binding. The record is from RefSeq and is a predicted model, not a curated record. Lineage: Eukaryota; Metazoa; Chordata; Aves; Galliformes; Phasianidae. Gene Ontology annotation, cellular component: nucleus. The transcript has 9 exons. Gene Ontology annotation, biological process: regulation of DNA-templated transcription. Bases 631 to 4767 code for a protein of 1378 amino acids.
GAACUAUUACAGUAUCACCGUCAUGCUGAAUAUUCACUACCUAUCCGGGAGCAGAUUUGCAUAAUUGGAUCUUCUUUCUUUCUUUCUUUCUUUCUUUCUUUUUUUUUUUUUUUUAUGAAACUUGUUUGCAAAAAACCAAACCUAAACCAAACCAAAAAAAAAAAAACCAAAACACCAAAAGCCCAAGUGAAAACCGCGGCGAUCUGCAUGAUUGUAAGGGGUUCAAACAUAUCCGAAAAUUGCGACCUUCAGUACCUAUCCUGUGUCUUUUAAGGACUUCCUCAGCCAGGGAACACAUUCGUUGGUUUAAGAGUAACUGUAAAGAGUCUGCAAGAGCUUCCAUCAUCCAUCGAUAGAAGAAUUAAACUUUGCUGCACUCCAGCUAGCUAGAUGGGGAAACUGAGGCAAAGAGGUUAAAGGGCCUCUUUCAGCCACGGAGUGUGUUGAUGUCUGUUCCUGCUCCCUAGACAUGUGCACAGACUACUAGACUUCACUGCUCUGGCAGCAGCAGGGAAGUGGGACGCCCCUUUGGCAAUCUGUCAGUGCCAACCUGAGCUGCAUCCAUUCGCUGGGUAUUUUCUAAGCUGACUGACAGUCCUUAAAACAAGUAUGCAGUUAAGCUGCUAAGAGAUGGAGGAAGCUAGUUUGUGCCUUGGUGUUUCUUCAGCUGUGCCGGAAGCUGACGCCCAUCUCAACAGCACCAUACUCAAUGGGCAGUAUUCAAUGAGCCAGAAGCUGCACCAGAUCACUUCCCAGCUCAGCCAUGCCUUUCCGGAGCUCCAGAACAGGCAGAAUCCGGAGGAGAAGGCAUCAGCACCACUAGAAGACAAAAGCCACAUGUCCAUAGCAAACCAACCCAUCAGCAGUCAGAUGGCACUGUUAGCAAACCAGCUCAACAGAGAGGUUGACACCAGUUUGAAUGGGCGUGUGGAUCUGCAGCAGUUCUUAAAUGGACAAAACCUAGGGAUUAUGUCUCAGAUGAGCGACAUAGAGGAUGAUGCCAGGAAAAACAGAAAGUACCCGUGUCCCCUCUGUGGAAAGCGCUUUCGAUUUAACAGCAUCCUCUCGCUGCACAUGCGCACUCAUACUGGAGAGAAACCGUUUAAGUGUCCAUACUGUGAUCACAGAGCAGCUCAGAAAGGCAACCUGAAGAUACACCUGCGUACUCACAAACUUGGAAACCUCGGCAAAGGUCGUGGAAGAGUCCGAGAGGAAAACAGACUUUUACAUGAGCUGGAGGAGAGAGCAAUUCUUCGGGACAAGCAGAUGAAGAGCAGCCUCUUGCAGCCGCGACCUGAUGUGAAAGCACAGCAGCAUGCUCAGCCAAUGCCUCUCACAAAUUGCAACUUGUCUGUGCCAGCUAAUCACAGCACACCUGAUAUUUCGAACCCUGUUCCCUCUCCAAAGCCAGUCAGUGUCCAGGAAGAAGUUGUUGCUCAGACAGCUGGGUUCAGAUGCACGUUUUGCAAAGGCAAGUUUAAAAAGCGAGAAGAGCUGGACAGGCACAUAAGGAUCCUGCACAAGCCUUACAAGUGCACCCUGUGUGACUUUGCUGCGUCGCAGGAAGAGGAGCUGAUCAGCCAUGUGGAGAAAGCUCACAUAACCGCAGAGUCAGCGCAGGGCCAGGGCUCCAAUGGGAGUGGGGAGCAGUCCACCAAUGAGUUCCGCUGUGAAGUGUGUGGCCAAGUGUUCAGCCAGGCCUGGUUCCUAAAAGGCCACAUGAGGAAGCACAAGGAUUCCUUUGAGCACUGCUGUCAGAUCUGUGGGAGGCGAUUCAAAGAGCCUUGGUUCCUUAAAAAUCACAUGAAAGUUCACCUGAAUAAGUUAUCUGUCAAGAACAAAUCUCCUAAUGAUCCCGAAGUACCUGUCUCCAUUAGCAGUAUGUCCCAGGAAGCUCAUGCAAACUUGUAUUCGAGAUACCUGUCCUGUUUGCAGAGUGGGUUUCUUCCUCCCGACAAAGCGAGCUUAAGUGAACAAAAUCAAAUCUAUAACAAAGGAGACAUGCCCAUGAAAGAGAAGGAAGUCUUGGGAAAGCUCCUUUCACCCAUUUCUGGCAUUGGCCACAGUAUUGCUGAAGGGGAUAAACACUCUUUAUUGGGCUGUCUCAAUCUGGUGCCUCCUCUGAAAUCCAGCUGUAUAGAAAGGUUACAAGCUGCCGCCAAAGCAGCGGAGAUGGAUCCAGUAAACAGCUAUCAGGCCUGGCAGCUUAUGGCAAGGGGAAUGGCCAUGGAACAUGGCUUUUUGUCUAAAGAGCAGCAGAUACAGCGCAGCCAUGAAGACACUUUGGCAAAUGCUGGAGUUAUGUUUGAUAAGGAGAAGCGGGAGUAUGUGUUAGUAGGAGCAGAUGGCUCUAAGCAGAAAAUGCCUGCUGAUUUGGUUCACAGCACUAAAAUGGGCAAUCAGAGAGACUUGCCAAACAAACUAGACCCUUUAGAAGGCAGUAGAGAUUUUUUGUCACAUGGUAUGAACCAGGGACUCGAUUACAACUUACAAAGUCAUGGAAACGUAAAAGAAAAGCCAACUGAAUGCCCGGACUGCGGGAGGGUUUUUAGAACAUACCACCAAGUGGUUGUGCACUCCAGGGUCCACAAAAGAGACAGGAAAGGAGAAGAUGAAAUAGUCCAAGGGAGUCUCGAUGAACGUCGUGGGUCUGGCAGCGAUCAAGAGUCGCAGUCUGUCAGCAGGUCGACGACCCCAGGCUCCUCUAACAUUACUGAAGAAAGCGGAGUAGGUGGGGGUCUCUCGCAGACGGGGAGUGCCCAGGAGGACAGUCCACAUCCUUCCUCGCCCUCCUCUUCAGACAUUGGAGAAGAAGCUGGGAGAUCUGUAGGAGUCCAGCAGCCAGCUUUACUGAGAGACAGGAGCCUUGGUUCUGCCAUGAAAGACUGCCCAUAUUGUGGAAAAACAUUCAGAACAUCACAUCACUUAAAGGUCCACUUGAGAAUACAUACAGGUGAGAAGCCUUACAAGUGUCCGCAUUGUGAUUACGCUGGUACUCAGUCUGCGUCCCUCAAGUACCACUUGGAGAGGCACCAUCGGGAGAGACAAAAUGGAGCGGGACCACUCUCUGGGCAGGCUGCAAACCAAGAACACAAAGAAGAGACAUCAAGUAAAAGUUCUGUGUUUAUUAGACCAGAUAUACUGAGAGGAGCCUUCAAGGGGCUUCCUGGUAUCGAUUUCCGAAGCGGCAUGGUCUCGCAACAGUGGACGUCAGGAAUGCUGUCUUCUGGAGAUCAGCAAGGACAAGCAGCUGGCAUGUCGUCUGAAGUAUCUUCAGAAAAUAUGAAGGGUUCUGACAUAUCUUCCAAAGGAACACACUUCUCUGAACUUGGCCGUGCUUACCAGAAUAUGGUUGGGAACGGCGUGAACUUUCAAGGGUCUUUGCAAGCUUUCAUGGACAGCUUUGUCCUAAAUUCUUUGAAGAAAGAAAAAGAAAUGAAGGAUAAAGCUCUAUCCGAUCCACUUUCAGCAAAAGCUCUGGGCUCAGAUGGAGGUGAGGAAAAGAUCAGUAGCAAGUCCUCCCAGAGAAAAACCGAGAAGUCGCAAUAUGAACCUCUUGACUUAUCCGUAAGGCCAGAUGCAGCCUCCCUCCCAGGUUCAUCUGUUACUGUGCAAGACAAUAUUGCUUGGCAUGGCUGCUUAUUUUGCUCCUUUACCACUUCAUCUAUGGAACUAAUGGCUCUGCACCUCCAGGCCAAUCACUUGGGCAAGGCUAAACGUAAGGACAACAUCAUAGGGAACAACAAAGAGCAAUCUAGAGAAGCUGCAGCCUCAGUUAACAAAGUGAGCUUGCUCUCUGCUUCUGUGCAGUCCAGCAAAGAGGCCGUAGUUUCAAACAUGCUUAGCCAGCUGGACUCAGCUUCUGAGAAAAUGACCCAAGGACAAAAUAAAGAGACCCUGGGAGAGCAAAAGAGUGCUGCCUGGCCCGGCCACAUGGAAUCCACUUUUUGUAAUUUUACAACAGACUUCUAUAAGCAGUUUGGUGUUUAUCCUGGUGUUAUUGGCACAGGAACACAAAAUUCUUGCACCAGUAAUGAAUCUGAAAUAAAACCACAGUCUGAAGAUGACCCAAUUAUUCUGCUCUCUGACUCUGUAAAUAAAAGUGCUACUGAUGACCUUUCUGACAUAGCUUCAUCUGAGGAUAUGGAAUCUUCCAAGGAGGAAAACAUUGAAGAUGAGGACAUUGAAACAGAACCAGAUAUUAUGAAUAAGCAGUUGUCUGCCCUAAACAAGGAAAGCAGUGAAGGAGGCGACAACAUACAAAGUGCGGUCACCUCACAACCAGCACAAGGGCUCGUAUCGCCACUGCCACAAGCAUCAGAAAAGCAGUGGCACAGUCAGAAUCUUCUGUCCUCCCAUGAAACUGCACAAGGAGUGAUGAAACCCGAACAAGUUCAGGGUCCACAGGUCCUGGAGAAGCAGAUGAACAUGUUGUCAGUCCUAAGAGCUUACAGCUCUGAUGGCUUAGCAGCCUUUAAUGGACUUGCAAGUAGCACAGCAACUAGUGGAUGUAUCAAGAGACCUGACUUGUGUGGUCACCGGCCUUUCCAGUGCCGAUACUGCCCGUACAGUGCCUCCCAGAAGGGGAACCUGAAGACCCACGUCCUCUGUGUCCAUCGCAUGCCUUUUGACAACAGCCAGUACCCGGACCGCAGGUUCAAGCGCUCUCGGGCGGACUCAGAAGCUCCAGGGAGCCUGGAGGAUGCGGCAGGCCGUACGGCAGGCCCAGCUGAGCAGGCCGAGGAGGGCGGCCAUGGGCUGGAGUAGCACCCAGCCUGCCCCUCAUGGCCCAGUGCUGCACCGGGCUUCAGCGGGCACAAGGGCCGCGGUCGGCCGGCUGCAUUCCAGUUGGAAGAAUUGCGUGCCAACUCUCAGAAGUGUACAGGAUGCUCCCGAUGUUUAAGUGUAUAUAUCUAUAUAUAUAUAUGUGCCCACACGUGCAUAUAUAUAUAUAUUUACACACACAUGCACAUAUGCAGUCAUAUACCUACUAAAUAUGUAUCUACGUACACACACAUUCUAUAUGUGGGUGUGUUUAAGUAUAUAUAUUACGCUCGCCAAAUAAAUUUCCAGCCCUUGAAAAUGGCUGCUAAACUGUUACCUGGCAACAAGUACUUCCAAACAAUGUAGGUGGGAUAAUAAAGUGAUCUAAAAACGCAAGGAGGUUGUUAGUUAUUAAAAAAAAAAAAAGCAGGGCAGUUUCAAACUUUGAAGUGGUCUUUGUCCAAAAAUAAUGCUCUUAACAGAAAAAUGAUACUGUCUAAAGGAUUUAGCGUUGCCUUGAAGAUUGAGGGGCUGUGUUUUCAUUGUUGAAAACACCUUUAUAAUAUGACACCAGCUGCUGUCAUUUGCCUAGCAUAGUAAUGAGAUGUGUUGGUAGACUGCCAUGGUGCCAGUCUGACUGGAGCUGUCAUUGCAGAGAAAAUCAAUUCGAGUGGUGUUGCAACUGCAGUAUAGGAGAAACCCUAGACGGCCCACAAGCUGGGGUCAGUAGUGACCUGUACUGGCAAGCAUUGUGAUAUUACAUUUUCUUUCUUUCUUUCAUUUUUUUUUUUUUAAUACACAGCCAAAUGAAUCAAUGCUUAAAGAAAAAUAAAAAAUCUGCAUCCCAAUGUGUGACUGCAGAUUUGAAGUGUAAUUCCAUUUUUUUUUAAAUCAUCUUCAGUAUUGAGGGAAAUGCUUUUAUACUUUCUUUUCUUUGUUGAUGAAGGAGUAAGUUGCUAUAAAAGUAGAAGUACAACAUAUAGAAAUAUUGUUUAGUGAAACUAGUCAGCCUUAUCUAUAGAAGGUACUGGUGAGAAACAGAAUUUUAUUACAUAGAGGGUUGAUACUUUUCCUUUUUCUGUUCUUUUCAUGUUGUUUUCUUUCAAACUUCUUUUAAAUCCCUGUUUUUACACUUGAAUGAAGGAUUCCCCAGUCGUGCUUAAUUUUCAUGCGUUAGUUUUUGUAAGUGUUACAGACAUUGUGCAGAAGUUUCUUCUGGAGCAAGCUCUUACGAAGUAGCUUGACUUAAGCUAUGAAUCCAAACAUUCUGCUUUUUGUCUCUAAUGAAGAAAAGUGUUUCAGCUGAUAUCUCUUUGUUUUUGUAAACAAAUGUGUUCUAUAUUUUUGCAGAUUUUAGCUUUUUUACUGAUUGGAUGCUCCAAAUUUAUUAAGUUCUUUGCCACAUAGGAAGCUUUUGAGAGUCUAUAAUGAACCACAUACUUAAAAAAAAAAAAAAAAAAAGAAACAUAACUAAAGGUUUAUUCUGAAAUUCUCUGAAUGGCAUAAAAUUUUAGCCUUCUAAUGUCCUUCCUUUGAUAGAAGCAAAAUUGGUGCUGUUUAUUGUGAUGGUAGAGAAGUAUUAACUUCUUCUAAAACUAAAUCAUCCAGACUUAAAAAAAAAAAAAAAAAGUCAAUAUUUCUUUGCAGGCUGGGAGCACAGAGUAAAACCCCAGGGCCUUAAAACUUCAGCUCUGCCUAAAGCAGUUUACAAAAAAUACUAAACUGCAAUCAAUGUAAAUAAAAUUCUUAGCGCUACCCUGAGACUGGAAAAAAAAUCUCAGGCUAAUAAGGAAUACGGUUUGCAUAUGCUGUCGGAAAGGAUGUCAUCCAACUGAAGUUUCAGUUUAAAUGAGGUCACUGUGUAACUUGGACCCAUCUGGCACAGAGCAAGCUGCUUUUCUUGUUUUUCUAGUAUAGUUCUCACUGCCUUACUUAAAUCGAGUUGAUAAACUUAAUGCAACUGUUUCUAUGAUCCUAGAUAAAGGAUUGAAAUGUUAUUGAAACUUUCUGACUGUAGUAAGCUUUAGGAUUUUAACUGCACUACUGUGUUUGGUGACUGUGUCAGUCGCUUGCUUUUGUGUGUUUGCGCCGCCUUCAGUAUCUUAGCAAAAAAAACAAAAAAAAAAAAGAAAAAAAAGAAAAAAAAAAUACAAACACCCCCCACAUUCCAUUUCUUGCACUUUUGGAGCUCUUUCAGUAUUCUUUUGUGUCUUCUGAGCAUUUUCAGAUACGACAGGCAAUAAUUCUGUUUGUGACACUGGAAACAUCUCCUGUCCCUUGUGAUGUGUGUGUUGAUUCCAUUUGGUCGGGUGCUACUGUCCCUAUUCUCCCCUCUGACAUAGACCUUUUUUCCAGAACAUUUGUAACUUGUAAUACAAACAAGUGACAGCAGCAGUGAUGCAUUGUCAGUUUCUGAAUAUCAUCAUGCUUCUCAUAUCUAAACAUGUCAAGUUUUUUCUCUGUAACUUCUGUAGUCUGUGAUACUGGUCAUAAUACUGUCUACAUUCCUACACAAAGAAAAAUUUCUAUCUUGGAGGAAAUCUGAGAUCAAUAGAGUAGAGGAUUUUGUUGCUAUGCUUGUAACAAUUAGAAAACUUUGUAUUUAAAGUUUAUUCUUGGUCAUUAUUUAUUAUUAUAAUACAUCAGUUGACAGAACUUUAUUCUGGUAUAGAAGUAUUAAAAGUUGUUUUUUCAGCAAUGACUGUUUUCUUUCUGCUGUUAGAAUAAAAAUGUCUUUGAAGCAGUACAGUUUUAUCCAGUGUUUUACGCAAUAAAACCUCUACCUCUGAAAAAAAGUUUUCCUACUUGCUUAUGUUUAUUAGGAACAGCAAAAACAUUAUUUUCUGCAGCUUUGUCAGAUUAAAAAAAAAUUAAUGUCAGUAAGUUCACAGUUGUUAGGCAAUUACUGGAGUGUAUUAUGCUGGGUGUGUGUGCUCAGUCCACUUAUUAAUCUGAACAAAUCUAUAUACAGUAUAUACAUAUAUAUAUAAUAUAUAUUGUGCUUAAUUAAAAGACUGUGGAAAUCUGUUUUAGCAUGUAGUAAUAAUUGUUUUAUAUACUACUACAUAUGUACUAUAGAAGGAGUGUUGGGGUCUAUCAAGCUUUGAUUUGAAAGUGUUUGAAGUGUGUAUCAUACACGAUGAUGUAUAAAGUCAUGUUUUCACAUUAAAAAAAUUGUUUGUAUAGAUCAUA